ACUAAAACCAAGUAAUUCCAAUUAAAUCGUGAUUUACAGUUGAAGUCAGUGUUGUUUAUUCAAUUAACCGAGUCGUUAAUGAAGACCUUUGAGGUUCGUGUAUUUAACCUUUAAAAAAUAUUGAAUUCAAGUUUGAGCCUUGAAUCAGUUUCUCGUGCUUUAUUAUGAAGUGUCUGACCGGAAGCGCCUCCUGCUAGCUCCGUUAGCUUGUUAGCUGCUGCGGCUCCGGUCCGGUGGACUCCCUCUUGCCGGACAGACAGUCGACAUGAAGCCGGGGGGAGGCCCCUCGGUCCCGGGGACAGCGCCCAGAACAGCGGCUGGAUGGGAAGUCCCGGUAGCAGAGGACAUGUCGGAGACGGAUCCUGAUGAUUCUGCUUCUGCGUCGGAGCGGGACAUCUACAUGAGAUUCAUGAGACGUCACCAGUGUUACCAACUCGUCCCUUCCAGUUCCAAACUGGUCGUGUUCGACACCGCGCUGCAGGUGAAGAAAGCGUUUUUUGCUCUUGUGGCAAACGGAGUGAGAGCUGCUCCUCUGUGGGAGAGCAAGAACCAGAGCUUUGUAGGGAUGUUGACCAUCACAGACUUCAUCAACAUCCUGACCAGAUACUACAAAUCCCCCAUGGUUCAGAUCUACGAGCUGGAGGAACAUAAGAUCGAGACGUGGAGAGAGCUGUACCUGCAAGAGACCUUCAAACCGCUGGUCCACAUUUCACCUGAUGCCAGUGUGUUCGACGCAGUGAACUCACUGAUAACAAAUCAAAUCCAUCGACUUCCUGUCAUCGACCCGGUGAGCGGGAACGCCCUCUACAUCCUGACCCACAAGAGGAUCCUCAAGUUCCUGCAGCUGUUUGUGUGUGAGAUGCCCAUGCCUGCCUUCAUGAAUCAGUCUCUGGAGGAACUCGGCGUCGGGACGUACGCUAACAUCGCCUUCAUCCACCCGGACACGCCCCUCAUCACCGCGCUGUCCGUCUUCACCCGGCGCCGCGUCUCCGCCCUGCCCGUCGUGGAUCACCAUGGCAAAGUCGUGGACAUCUACUCCAAGUUCGACGUGAUAAACCUGGCGGCAGAGAAGACGUACAACAACCUGGACGUGACAGUGACUCAGGCGCUCAGACACAGAUCUCAGUACUUUGAAGGAGUCAUGAAGUGCAACAGACUGGAAACACUGGAGACCAUAGUGGACCGAAUCGUGAAGGCUGAGGUUCACAGGCUGGUCGUCGUUGAUGAAGACUCUCGUAUCAUCGGCAUCGUCUCUCUGUCCGACAUCCUGCAGGCGCUUGUUUUAAUCCCUGCAGGUCUCGGGAGGAAAGAGUCUGUCCCCUCUCAGCCGACCACUCUGGACUCAUCACCACCAGGACUGGAUCAGGUCCAGGAUCAAGAUCUAGAUCCAGGUCCAGAUCUGGUCCAGGAUCAGGUCCAGGAUCAGGAUGAAGAUCAGGUCCAGGAUCAGGAUCAAGAUCAUGAUCCAGAUUCAGAUCCAGAUCUGGUCCAGGAUCAGUACCAGGAUCAGGAUGAAUAUCAGAUCCAGGCCCAGGAUCAAGAUCAGGUCAAGGAUCAAGAUCUAGAUCCAGAUCCAGAUCUGGUCCAUGAUCAGGAUGAAGAUCAGGUCCAGGUCCAGGGUCAGGAUCAGGGUCAGAAUCAUGAUGAGGAUGAAGAUCAGGAUCAGGGUGAGGAUCAAGAUCAGGACCAGGAUCAACAUCAGGUCCAGGAUCAAGAUCAAGAUCUGGUCCAUGAUCAGGAUGAUGAUCAGGUCCAGGUCCAGGUCCAUGGUCAGGGUCAGGGUCAGGAUGAAGAUCAGGUCCAGGAUCAUGAUGAAGAUCAGGUCCAGGCCCAGGAUCAAGAUCAGGUCAAGGAUCAAGAUCCAGAACCAGAUCCAGAUCCAGAUCCAGGUAUGGUCCAUGAUCAGGAUGAAGAUCAGGUCCAGGGUCAGGGUCAGAAUCAUGAUGAGGAUGAAGAGCAGGUCCAGGAUCACGGUGAGGAUCAAGAUCAGGACCAGGAUCAACAUCAGGUCCAGGAUCAAGAUCAAGAUCUGGUCCAUGAUCAGGAUGAAGAUCAGGUCCAGGAUCAGGGUGAGAAUCAGGAUCAGGACCAGGACCAGGAUAAACAUCAGGUCCAGGACCAGGACCAGGAUCAAGAUCUGGUCCACGAUCAGGAUGAAGAUCAGGUCCAGGUCCAGGAUUAGGUUCAGAGUCAUGACUUUCAUGUAGAGACAGAGACAAAAAGAGAACUUGAACCGGAUCUGGACCACGACUCUUGUAAAAUAUAUAAAUACAGACAGAGAGAGGAGGUGAAUGAGGAGGGGGGGUGGAGGAGGAAGUGGGGGGGUCAAAUGAUGGAGGAGGUGAAGAAGAGGGUGGGGACGCAGCAUGACAUCAUCGGCCGGCGUCUCCCUGGACUCAACAAACUUGUCUCUGAUCACAGAAGAAGAAGUGGCUGACGUGUGAUUGGCCGGAGAGACUUUCAGACUGUGUUUCAUUGGCCGACAGUCGGAGGGCGACUAUUGGACAGAUGCUCUGGAGCUGGGCUGACGUGUGCUGGAGCCAAUCAGAUCUCUGCUGGUUAUAUACACACACGUGUCAUACAUGUACACAGGUCAUACAUGUGCUCCUGCAGUUUGUCAGAUUCUUAUCACAGACCCGACUGUUGUUUACCCCCCCCCCCCCUCAGCGUCAGCUGGUUUUACUUUGACAGAUGAUCACAUGACUCCAGAGCAGCUGAGAACCAGACAUGAAGAAACUUCUCCACACGACACAUGAAACACUUUGAACUUUUAAUACGAUGAACGGGAAGAUGGAUCUUUGUGACAUCAUAAAGGGGCGGGUCAUGUAGUUGUCAUAGGUGCUUUCGUUUUAACUGCAGCUUCUGAUUGGUGCAGAGAUUUAAAUCGCUGAAGGAUUUUCUUCCAGAUGAAUCUAACAUUUGAAAUAAAUCUGAAAACUCUUAUUGUUAAAUGAAUGUGUUGAUGGAUUCCGGUUGUGUUCAGAUUUGAAUGAACCUGAUCACCUCUGGAACCUUUUCUCCUAAACUGCUGCCCUCAAAAGUGUUUCCUGAAGUGACCCCUGGGGAUUCUGGGAAACGUAGUAUUUGUUCUGUGUCAUCAAGGCAUUGAAAUCAGAGUCUUCAUGGGGAUCCACUGAAUUCUGAUUGUUUUAUUCUGAAAGAUCUCUUUUCAUGAAUGUUAUGAUAGACGAUGAUUUUUAUCUUUCUACAUCGUGUAAGUACAAAGAAAUGCAGUUACACAACUUUAUCUGUUCGUUGCACAAUAUUUAGUUUCAGUCCAACAAUAUGUUCUGCAGAGUUCUGCUACUGCAGCACAAAGCGUUAACAAAGGCUUGGACUUGAAUAUGGUCAUAAAUAUUAAUAUUUUAUAAAAGUACUCGAAUAAAUACCAUGAGACCACACACACACACACACACACACACACUUAAAAGAAGUCCUUGUAAAAUGUUGAAUUGUUUAUUUCCAUAUACAAAAAGAUAAAAUUGAAAUAAUCCUUUGUAUUCUUCA
Molecule: messenger RNA, 3507 nt
Organism: Pleuronectes platessa (European plaice)
Lineage: Eukaryota; Metazoa; Chordata; Actinopteri; Pleuronectiformes; Pleuronectidae
Product: 5'-AMP-activated protein kinase subunit gamma-2
Exons: 13
Coding region: 266-2182 (638 amino acids)
Source: RefSeq, a predicted model, not a curated record